UACGGAUUUUUUAAUCAAAUUAUUGUUGACUUUACGUAAAACCCUAAUGAAAUAAUGUAUUAAUUUCAAAACAACGUGGAUAUAUCGCCUGCUUGCUUAGUACACUCGAACAUAGGCCUAUUUAUAUUUACGUGAAAAUGAAACUGAAAGAAUAUAUAGGGCGUUUCAUUUAUGAAUAUGGCUUCGAACUAUCAAGAGGGUUCGGAUGAAGGCAGCAAUCAAUCUAGUGAAAGCUGCUCAGAGUUCAGUGACAGUGACACAGACUCUGAGGCAGCCACCGAUUCUGCAUCUGACAAUGAAGCAGCUGCACAAACAUCUGACCAGCGUAAAGUCUGUAUGCAUUACAAUCGUGGUAACUGCCGUUUUGGGGACAAGUGUAGAAAUGAGCACAUAUGCAGUUACUUCCUGAAGGGUUCAUGCAAGUAUGGUGCUGGGUGUCGUCUCAACCACAACCUUCAGAGUUCAUCAGCUGGACAACGUAGACAAGCUAGCAGAGACUCAUCUGCAGACACUGACGAGGAAUGUGACGGGCCCUACAGAUGGCAGCUGAAUUUUGGAAAGGGCUGGGAAAAUAUUUCCAACGAUCACAUUCUAGAAGCCCAGUAUUCACUCCCUAACACCAAAGGAAUCAAGAUCUAUAACACCCGCGCUGGGUAUGUGCAAAAAAAUAUGAUGAUUUCGAUUGAUUUCACUAAAAUGAGAGUUCUUCAGAAAAAGAAUAUUAAAGUGCGACGUAUGAACUCAAAGGAUACAGAGUGGUUGUGGUAUUACAGAGGUGACCACUGCUGGUACCAGUAUGGAGGGAAGGGCAAAAAAAGUCCAAUUGAGAGCUCAAAACUGGAGACGGGGUAUCAAAGCAACCGACGUGGUUCAGUAAAGUUCACCAUUGACUCUGCCCAGUAUGAGAUUAGCUUUAAAGGAAUGUGUCAGACAAAUUUAUCUACAGGCCAUAAGAGGCGGGUUAGACGGCGCCCUAAAUAUGAACAAUCAAAAAGUGGAGGAUUACAAGGAAUAGCCUCCCAUAUGAAAAACGUACUGACUCCUCCAACAAACAGAACGCCAGUGUGGCAGUUUAAAGGGAGUAAACAGUGGUAUACCUUCAACAACACGGGUGGUUGUUCAGUCUCAAGUGCUGACAUUGAGAGGUGUUACCAGCAGAGCCAAAAGACCAUGAAUUUCACUGUGAAUAAUGACAGUUACACUCUGGAUUUUGCAAAGAUGAGUCAAGUUAACCAGAGCACUAAAGCUGAACGCAAGAUCAGGCGUGUGGAAAAGUAAGGUGGCUCAAGGUCUUGCAACAGAUAUUGGCCUGAUACGCAAGAUCCAAACAGCAAAUAAGAGUCAAAUCUGGGGUGGAAGUAAAAAGUUAUUUAGUGAUUAUGACUGAUAUGAAUGUGUGUGAUUAUGAGUUAGGAUGUUUUAACAGGAAUUAUUGUUUUGUUUGGUAAACUGCCGGUAGGAAAUAGAAAUUUGAAUUCAGUUAUUUUGAUAAAUUUCAUGUUAAUAUGAAUUAUUUGAAAUGCUGCUUGCCACAUCAACUUAAAAACAGUUAUUUGUCUCAUGCAACCUGGAGCAUAAAUAUUUUGCUUCUGUUUAAUUUGAAGAAUUAUAUUUUGAAAUGUUAUCAUGUUAUUAUUCUUACUACCCAAUGUGCCAUAACAACAGGCAUGCAUAUUUUUUGCCUGUGCAACUGCCUGACAACCAAUGUUUAUAUACUGCUUGUGAAACCUUUUCCAGCUGGACAGUUUCAUUUUUUCAUGUGCACUUAUUUUUUUUAGCAUUAACACUCACAGACGCUCAAAUGAUUAAACAAAGUGGAUUCAGGGAUGCACAAUAAACCUCUGUGAAUACUGAGAUAAUGUUUUUACAUGACAAAAAUGAAUUACAUGAAAUUACUACAUUAAGACAAUCAUUUGAGUGAAGCUGUUUUUACUGGGUUUUUUGAUUACAAACUGAACUGUUUACAUGUAACAAAAUGCUAUGCAAGAGUUUGUGGAAGUAUGUGGAUGGUUUUAUAAGUGCUACUUGAAUAAAAUAAAAUGCAUACAAAAUAAAAAA
This is a messenger RNA of Megalobrama amblycephala (Wuchang bream), 2058 nucleotides long. RefSeq lists its product as uncharacterized. The record is from RefSeq and is a predicted model, not a curated record. Lineage: Eukaryota; Metazoa; Chordata; Actinopteri; Cypriniformes; Xenocyprididae. Bases 172 to 1278 code for a protein of 368 amino acids. The transcript has 10 exons. Gene Ontology annotation, molecular function: zinc ion binding.